Molecule: messenger RNA, 540 nt
Organism: Morus notabilis
Lineage: Eukaryota; Viridiplantae; Streptophyta; Magnoliopsida; Rosales; Moraceae
Exons: 1
Coding region: 259-540 (93 amino acids)
Source: RefSeq, a predicted model, not a curated record
UGCAAAUAUUUUACACUUUCUUGUCCAAUAAUGCAAGCAGUUUUGUUUUACAAUACUAGCUAGUGCCAAAAAAACCAUUGGCUUUAUUUCCCAAUUCUCAAUUCCCAAGGUUAUAAACUUGUGCGCACUUUUCCUAUAUAAGAAAACCAUCCCCACCUAAUUAAUCUCAUCAACAAAGCAAGCAAAUUAUACCAAUUCCCGAGUUCCUUUUCUUUCUCGUAAUUUCCUUUCUAAGCAAAAAGAUUAUAAGAAACCAGAAUGGCUUCAGCAAGAAGAUCAGCUUUGGUUAUGGCAGCAAGCAAUGGAGCAGUUGAGGCCUUGAAAGACCAAUUAGGAGUUUGCAGAUGGAAUUUUGUUUUAAGGUCGCUUCAACAAAAUGCCAAGAGCAAUAUUAUAUCAUUUUCUCAAGCCAAGAACAAUAAAUUUUCUUCUCAAUACUCUUCUUUUGCUGCUGUGUCCAAGUUGAGAGAUGAGACUAAUUUGAAACAGUCUGAGGAGUCUUCGAGAAAAGUCAUGUACUUGAAUUGUUGGGGUUCUUGA